Molecule: messenger RNA, 1866 nt
Organism: Stylophora pistillata
Lineage: Eukaryota; Metazoa; Cnidaria; Anthozoa; Scleractinia; Pocilloporidae
Product: protoporphyrinogen oxidase-like
Biological process (GO): heme biosynthetic process
Cellular component (GO): mitochondrial inner membrane
Molecular function (GO): protoporphyrinogen oxidase activity, oxygen as acceptor
Source: RefSeq, a predicted model, not a curated record
CAUGGCGGUCACCUGUGCGGGGCAAAUAUCGCUUUCAUCACGAAAAUUUGCCAUUCUCGGUGGAGGAAUAUCCGGAUUAGCCGCCGCUUAUCACUUGCUGGAUAAAGUGAAGGACCCGGAUAACAUAACAGUUCUUGAAUCUAGCGAGAGAGUUGGCGGAUGGAUGCAAAGUUGCGCUACGGAGAACGGGGCCGUUUUCGAGCUAGGCCCAAGAAGUAUCAGGCCUGCAGGCAAUGCUGGAAGAGCAACCCUUAAGAUUGUUCACGAUCUGGGCUUGGAGAAAAGUAUUCUCUCCGUUUCUUCAAGUCAUCCUGCAGCAAGGAGCAGAUUUAUUUACUCCCGUGAAAAACUGCAUCAGCUUCCUUCUGGAGUUAUAUCAAUAAUAAAAAGACAAUCUUUGUUUUCUAAAUCGUUAUUACCUACUAUAAUCAGAGAACCAUUUGUAAGAGGCAAGCAAGAUCACGAGGAUGAAAGCAUUUAUAAUUUCUUUAAAAGACGGAUGAAUGAAGAGGUAGCAGAGUAUCUCAGUGAUCCACUCUGCAGAGGCAUUUUUGCUGGCGACUCUCGUUUGCUGAGCCUUUCCUCAUGCUUUCCUGCUGUGUAUCAGUAUGAGAAUCAACAUGGUUCCAUAAUCAAAGGAGCAUUUCUUACGAAAGAAGUCCCUGACCCCUCUGUUAUGAGUCCUUUAGCAAAGAGAGCUAAGGAGGAACGAUGGAGCACUUGGUCACUUCAGGGUGGUUUGCAGACACUCUCUGACAAACUACACGAAGAAUUGUUGCAGCGGGGAGUGAACGUCAAAAUGACUUCACCUUGUACAGCUGUGAACUUUAACUCUGACGGCAGACUGACGGUAGCAUGGCCUAAUGAGGAACUAACGAUUGAUCACGUGAUGAGUGGCAUACCAGCUGAGAAACUCGCAAAUAUUUUACCCGAAGACUGCUAGGAAUUAACAUCGGAAUUGAAGAAUAUAAACAGUACAACAGUGGCUGUGGUCAAUCUUGAAUACGAAGGAAAUGUAGUGCCCGUCGAGGGGUUUGGGUAUUUAGCUCCUUCUUCUGAACCACUGAAAGUUCUCGGGAUUAUCUUUGACUCUUGCGCCUUCCCUGAAAAUGAUCGACCCGGAGGAAAGACAACACGAUUAACUGUCAUGAUGGGAGGUCACUGGUUCAAUUCCUUAUUUGGAGAUCCAAACUCUGUAGACCCCAGUCAUGUACAAGACGUCGCGGAAGAAGCUGCCGAAAAAACGCUCGGCAUCCGAACUAAACCGACGAGUUGUUUAACCACUGUACAACAUGACUGUAUACCUCAAUACACCUUAGGUCAUUCGAAUCGUUUGAGAAACAUAUUCGACUUCAUUAAGAAACGCAAGUUACCACUUUCUCUGAUCGGAUCUUCGUAUAAUGGUGUUAGCGUAAAUGACUGUAUCUAUAACGCUCAGCUAAUGGUAGACCGAAUUUUGGCUGAGAAUUGAAUGACAGAAGUUCGAAUUUCAGUUCGCAAAUAUCGUAGACUACAUUGUAGAACUAGUUACAUCGUAGUACAUCUUUGUAGUCUGGUUUUGUACGGUCUUGCGAGUUUGAAAGGAACCAAACCCAUAAAUGGGUACACUCUCCCUGUCAAAUUGUUAUUUAGACGGUGAAGGACCGAGCCGAAACUCCGAAAAACAUACUGUGUUUCGCCUCCAGUACAACACACAUUGUCUCAGCCAUUCUCUUAUUUUCCCAAUCUAUUUGAGGUAAUAGCUCUCGCUCCAUGUUGGUUAAAAAAAAAAAAGAAAAAAAACAAAUAAAAGAGUUGACAGUCCACAAAUAUUGUCUUGGCCAAGAAUAUUUUUUCUUGUCUCAACUUAUCUAAAUAAUAAGUAAA